AUGCUGGUCCUCGGGAGGACCAUGGCCACGAUGGCUGCACCGUCGGCGCUGCAGCGGGCCGGGAAAGUGGUUUGCAUCGGCCGCAACUACGCAGACCACAUUGCCGAGCUGCAGAACAAAAAGCCCAAGCAGCCCUUCUUCUUCCUGAAGCCACCCUCUUCCAUCCUGCUCCCCGGCCAGGGCCCCUGCCUGCAGCCUAGGGGCGUCAGGAUGCAUUUCGAGGUCGAGCUGGCUCUCGUCGUCGGCAAGGUGGUAAGGGAUCUCCGAGCCGACGACACGCAAGGCGCGCUGGAAGCCAUCAAAGCCUACGCCGUGGCCAUUGACAUGACGGCGCGAAACGUCCAGGACGAGGCCAAGAAAAAGGGCCUCCCGUGGGACAUUGCCAAGGGCUUCGACACGUUCCUUCCCAUGAGCAACGUCAUCCCCAAGGCGGCCAUUUCGGAUCCCCAGGACGUGGAGCUGUUCCUGCAGGUCAACGGCGAGACGAGGCAGGACGGGUCCACGGGCCUCAUGAUCUACCCGAUCCCUCGAAUCAUGAGCGACGUGUCCAAGGUCAUGACGCUGCACCCCGGCGACAUUGUGCUGACGGGCACGCCGGCCGGGGUCGGGCCCGUCGUGCCGGGCGACGUGAUGCGUGCGGGGGUGCGCGUCAACGGCAAGGAGGUGGAGGAGGGCAAGGUGGAAGUCCGGGUUGAGCAGUCGCCUUCGUCGUACGAGUUUGCCGAGACGUAG
Molecule: messenger RNA, 732 nt
Organism: Ustilaginoidea virens
Lineage: Eukaryota; Fungi; Ascomycota; Sordariomycetes; Hypocreales; Clavicipitaceae
Exons: 3
Coding region: 1-732 (243 amino acids)
Cellular component (GO): mitochondrion
Molecular function (GO): acetylpyruvate hydrolase activity
Source: RefSeq, a predicted model, not a curated record